AUGUUCUUGAGGUCGAAGAUCCAGGAGGUGAUCCUGCGGAGGAGAUCGAGGUCAAUGAACAGCGCCGGCGCGCAGAGGAGCCACGUCCCCGAUCAGGCCGCGAGCUCGUCGACCGUUCCAUCCGACGGCGACGGCGGCGGGGCCGGGGCAGACGCCGCCGGCAGCAAGAGUGCCGCUGCACGUGCCCUGUUCGCCUCCCCGAGGCUGCUGCACUCUUCCUCCCUGCCCGCCGGCACCUUCGCCUUCGUCAAGAGCCCCGCGCGGGAUGCCGAGUCCGAGACGUCCUUCUCCAUGAGCCCGACGUCCGUGCUCGACGCGGCGGCGGCCUUCGCGCCAGGUCCGGACGGCGUCGGCAAGCGCCGCCGGCCGUGGCGGGCGCGGGACAACAACGGCCUCGCGGACGCGCUGGACUGCAGCGACCACCACCACCAGCAGCAGCAGGAGCGGAUCGUGCUCGCGGCGACGUCGUCGUCCUCGCUGGUCAGGUCGUGCUCCCUGGACCGCCGCGUCGAGUUCGGCGUCAAGAACAAGAGCUCGUGGCUGCCCCUCAGCACCUGCAGCGGCCGCGAGGCUACGUCGCCGGCGCCGGCCGAUCCGCGGGAGAUAAUAGAAACGUCGUCGGAGGACUACACGUGCGUCAUCUCCCGCGGGCCCAACCCGAGGACGGUGCACAUCUUCGGCGACCGCGUCGUGGAGGGCGGCGCCAGCGCCGGCGCCGCAUCGGAGAGGGAGAGCUCGCCGCGGCCGAUCAAUCUGCCGCCGCGCGGCGACCGGGGAUUCUUCAGCCUCUGA
This is a messenger RNA of Miscanthus lutarioriparius, 792 nucleotides long. The record is from the annotation of a GenBank genome assembly. Lineage: Eukaryota; Viridiplantae; Streptophyta; Magnoliopsida; Poales; Poaceae.